AUGAACGAAAACACACCAUUGAUAACAGCUGCAAGCAAGAGAAAAACGCCGUCUUCAUGGUAUGCCAUCUUCCCCAUGUUUUUAGUGGCAUUUUCUGGAGGCGCUUUGAUUGCUCCCCAUGUGCAAUUUUACACAGAGAUUUUCUGUAGCAUAUAUUACAAAACACACAACGAUUUUGACAAUAGUCUGAUACCCUUCAAAGAUUGUGCUAUUCCACCUGUGCAAAAGAUGGUGUCAAAGGCUCAAGCAGCCAUCAUGUUUCUCACAUAUGCAUCCACGUUGCUGGGCGCUGGAUUCUAUGGACGACUUUCUGACCGCAAAGGCCGUUCGCUUAUCGUGCGGAUAUCAACAAUAGGAAGUCUGCUAUACGUCUCUUGCGAUUUACUGACAGCUAAAUACUAUGAUACCAUUGGCAUUGCUUUAUUGUUUGUAGGGCCAUUGAUCAGAGGCAUCAUGGCUGGUGAAGGGGUCUUGAUGGCUGCUGUUCAGGCGUACAUCGCCGAUUGCACAUCGGCCGAUUCAAGAACCGUCAUAUUUGCACGAUUGAUGGCGAGUUUGUUCAUUGGCUCUGCUAUUGGGCCCUUUGUCAGUAGCCAGAUCCUCAAGCACACUGGCAACCUUGUCAAUGUAUUUUACGUUGCCUUCAUAGUGGAUAUUAUCAACGUGCUAUACACUGUGUUGAUACUGCCAGAAUCCAACCAAUGUAUAAACCAACAUGCAUCACAGCAAGGAAAUGAUACCAACAAGCGAACAAUGGGGCUAUGCAGCCAUAUCAACAUUUUCUCAGCACUCAACAUUCUGUUGAAAGAUCGCCCUAUUCACUUGACACGAUAUGCUCUACCCUGCAUCGCACUGGCCGAUUUUCUACUCGCACUGGUCAAAAGGCCACCUACACUGCUCUAUGCCAUGCUCAAGUUUAAAUGGACAGCUUACGAGGGCAGCUUAUACUACACCUGCACAUCUCUUAUGAAGCUCAUGAUGAUGAUUGGGAUUUUGCCCUUACUAUCCAAACUGUUCAAAAAGAAAUGCCCCAAGGCACAAAUCCCAACAGCUGCAGAUCAAGAAAAGAUAGUGAAUAGCUCAACCUUGUUCGACAUUUGGAUGGUGAGGAUGGGCAUUGGUAUGGAUGCUGUUUGUUUGGCGUUGGCAGGAUUGGCUUCCAAUGUGGUGCUGUUUACGACUGCAGGCAUGUUGCAGAGUGUCUCCAUGUUGGCACAGCCGUCUAUUCGUGGUUUGUUAACAACCUGUGUCAAGCCGAAUCAAGUGGGUGAGCUGUUGGGUGCCGUAGCCAUCCUUGAUUCCAUUGCAAUGAUGAUUGCUCAUUUGGGCAUAAAUUUCAUAUACUACUCCUCUGUCUUGACCAUGCCGAAUCUUACGUUCUUUGUAUGCUCCUUUAUUGCCAGCUGCUCAUGCUUAGCGGCUUUCAUGGUGCGACAAAAGAUGACUAGAAUAGAGGAUACCUUAGAAGAUGGCAACCUGAUUGAGACUGACAGAGACAACCCAGAGUCGUCAUCAACUCUGGCUUGUCCGGCCACCCAGUAUGUGGUCAAGACUCGCAGAUGA
Mucor velutinosus is the source of this 1563-nucleotide messenger RNA. Its product is annotated as ribosomal protein S7A. Gene Ontology annotation, biological process: transmembrane transport. The transcript is spliced from 6 exons. Gene Ontology annotation, cellular component: membrane. Gene Ontology annotation, molecular function: transmembrane transporter activity. Lineage: Eukaryota; Fungi; Mucoromycota; Mucoromycetes; Mucorales; Mucoraceae. The record is from RefSeq and is a predicted model, not a curated record. The coding region runs from base 1 to 1563 and encodes 520 amino acids.